This is a messenger RNA of Danaus chrysippus (African queen), 750 nucleotides long. Lineage: Eukaryota; Metazoa; Arthropoda; Insecta; Lepidoptera; Nymphalidae. The record is from the annotation of a GenBank genome assembly.
AUGUCUGGGAAAGAUAAAUUGGCGAUUUUCCCUUCUCGGGGAGCCCAAAUGUUAAUAAAAGGCCGUUUGGCUGGAGCACAGAAAGGGCAUGGUCUCUUGAAAAAGAAGGCUGAUGCUUUACAAGUCAGGUUCCGUAUGAUCUUAAGCAAAAUCAUUGAGACAAAAACUCUGAUGGGUGAAGUGAUGAAAGAGGCUGCAUUUUCCCUGGCAGAAGCUAAGUUUACGACCGGUGACUUCAACCAAGUGGUGCUUCAAAACGUUACUAAAGCACAAAUUAAAAUUCGCUCCAAGAAAGACAAUGUUGCCGGUGUAACUCUCCCAAUAUUUGAGUCCUACCAAGAUGGUUCCGACACAUAUGAGUUAGCUGGUCUGGCUCGUGGUGGGCAACAGCUUUCCAAGCUGAAGAAGAACUUCCAGAGCGCUGUCAAGCUGUUAGUAGAGCUUGCUUCCCUACAGACAUCAUUCGUCACCCUGGACGAGGUCAUCAAGAUAACCAACCGUCGUGUCAAUGCUAUCGAGCAUGUAAUUAUUCCCCGUCUGGAGCGUACCUUGGCCUACAUCAUCUCCGAGCUGGAUGAGCUGGAGCGUGAGGAGUUCUACCGCCUCAAGAAGAUACAGGACAAGAAGAAGAUCAUCAAGGACAAAGCCGAGGCGAAAAAAGCUCUAAUGUUGGCAGCCAACCGUGACCAGGACAUGAGGGACAGUGUUGCCAACUUGUUGGACGAAGGCGAUGAAGAUUUGCUCUUCUAA